Messenger RNA from Vicia villosa (hairy vetch), 2130 nucleotides. RefSeq lists its product as uncharacterized. The record is from RefSeq and is a predicted model, not a curated record. Bases 1 to 2130 code for a protein of 709 amino acids. The transcript has 4 exons. Lineage: Eukaryota; Viridiplantae; Streptophyta; Magnoliopsida; Fabales; Fabaceae.
AUGAAUGGGUUUGAAGAUGACUUUGAGGAAGUAGUUGGUGUAGGUGUUACUAGUGAAAUUAGGAGUCCACCUGUUACAAACAAUGCUGUCCCUAAUGAACCAGACAAUAACAUAUUUAUUACAGAAGAGAUGGGCAAGGCACAUGUAAUUGAGGAGGAAUACAUGACAGAUGAAUUGGAUAGUGGAGCUGAUGAUGAAAGUGGUGAUGAUAGACCAUGUGUUAUAAGGUUCAAUGCAGAGGAAUCUUUCAGUAAAGAUUUUGUUUUUAAAGUUGGAAUGGAGUUUCGUUCACUUAGGCAGUUUAAAGAUGCUAUACUAGAGCACAAUGUUCUUAAUGGGAGGGAAGUUAAGUUUGAAAAGAAUGAUGCCAAUAGAUGUAGGGUUGUAUGUAAGGAUAAGGAGAAGUGUGACUACACUGUGCUAUGUAGUAGAGUCCUAACAUCCAAUACUUUUAGGAUUAAAACCUUGUAUUCUAAGCACAAGUGUGGAAGACAAUUAUUUAAUAAAAGUGCUAAAGCUCAUUGGGUGGCUAAGGUAAUUGUGGAUGGGUUGAAGAACAACACAAAGAUGAAGUUGAAUGAUGUGGUAGCAGAUGUUAGGCUUAGAUAUGCAACAGAAAUCCUAGGUUGUAGGGAAUUCAAGGCAAGGCAGAUUGCUAGACAGAUUGUGGAAGGUGACUUUAGUAAGCAAUUCAACCUCCUUUGGUCUUAUGGUGCUGAGUUAAGAAGGGCAUCCCCAGGGAAUACAUUCAAACUCAACACAACAUGUUCUGGUGAAGGGUUAAAUCCAAGAUUUGAGAGGUGUUAUAUGUGUUUUGAUGGGACUAAGAUGGCAUUAAAAAAAGCAUGUAGACCUUUCAUUGGAUUGGAUGGAUGUCACUUGAAGCACAAGUAUGGUGGAAUUCUGCUCAUUGCUGUAGGAAGAGAUCCAAAUGAUCAGUACUUGCCAAUUGCAUUUGGAGUUGUAGAAAAUGAAUCAAAAGACACUUGGAGCUGGCUCGUGAAGUUGUUGUUGGAAGAUAUUGGUGAUGGAAGAUGGUGUUUUAUUUCUGACCAGCAAAAGGGUCUGGUAAAUGUGUUUGAUGAGGAGUAUCCAUCUUUUGAGCAUAGAUUCUGUUUAAUCCAUCUAUAUGCUAACUUCAAAAAGAUGUUUGGUGGAGGGACAUUGUUUAGGGAUCUAAUGAUGGCUGCUGCUAAGGCAACUUAUUAUGAGGCCCAUGAGGCAAAGAUGCUCAUGAUUAAGGAAGCAAGUGUGGAUGCUUAUGAGUGGUUGCAGGCCAUCCCCAAAAACAAGUGGUGUAAGCAUGCUUUUCCUUUCUACUCAAAAUUUGAUGUGUUAAUGAAUAAUCUUAGUGAAUACUUUAAUGCUACAAUACUUUUGCAAAGAGACAAACCCAUUAUUACAAUGUUUGAGUUGAUCAGAAACUAUUUGAUGGGUAGGUUUGCAACACUUAGGGAAAAGGUGAAUGCUUAUAAGGGGUAUAUAAUGACCAAAAUAUUAAGGAGACUAGAUAGAGAAAUAGAGAAAAAUGCUAGUUGGACAGCAACAUAUGCUGACGCUGUUCCUGUAAAAGAUGUUGUUCAAGAUGCUGUUCCUGUUCAAGAUGCUCCCAUUCCAACUGAAAAUGUUGAUCAUGACACACAUGCAUCCAAUGCUGAAGAUGCUCACAAUACUGAAACUGAAAGAAAUACUGACAUUAAUGAUUCACAGUCUUCUCUUCAAAAGUAUUGUGGUAUAGAUGCUGACACAUUGGCUAAGCUGCUUGAUGAUGAUGAAAUUCUAGAUGUUCAACCAUUGAAUGUUGACACAACACCUGUGAAAAGAACUGUCAGGACUUUUGUUGGUAAAGCUCCAAAGGUGGCCAAGAAACCUUCCAAAGACAAUGGUUCAUCUUCAUCCAGGCCAACAUGUUCAGAACCUAAGCCUAAGCACAAGAAGAGUGUUGAUAUGGGUGUUCAAAAACGGCAGAGUGACAGACUUAGGACCCUUAAGACAAAGAAUAUUGGUGGCCCUGGAAAGAAGCCUGAUGACCCUUUGGUAAUUAAUGAAGAUGAAGCAACCUCAGACCAGUCUAAUGGUGGGAAGCAGUCAGAAAAUUGGGAGGCCAUUUGCAAAAGGAUGACUCAGUAG